Pichia kudriavzevii is the source of this 696-nucleotide messenger RNA. RefSeq lists its product as uncharacterized. The record is from RefSeq and is a predicted model, not a curated record. The transcript has a single exon. Gene Ontology annotation, cellular component: RNA polymerase III complex. The coding region runs from base 1 to 696 and encodes 231 amino acids. Lineage: Eukaryota; Fungi; Ascomycota; Pichiomycetes; Pichiales; Pichiaceae. Gene Ontology annotation, biological process: transcription by RNA polymerase III.
AUGAGUUUCAAGGGUGGCCAAAGACAACUUUUGCCUUUUGGGCUUGACUGGGCAGAUAUUACCCAGAACUCAAUAAAUGAGUUGGAGUUUCCAAUGCCAGUUAAUGGCGAACCAACUAAAAUAGAAGUAGAAAAUUAUCAACAGUUUUUAAGCCUCACAAGCAUAAUGAAAGACUCCUCUUUUUACACCGGUAACUUGAAGAGCUUGGCUCAAGAACAAGGGAAUAGCGGGCGCCAAAAGAAAAACAUUGCAUAUUUAGAAGGUGGUGUAAAUGAUGGACUGAAGAGAUAUUCGGAUAAGUAUAGGAAAAAAAUACAGAUAGGUAGAUCUAUCAAAGAUCAUCCCUUCAUAGAAAAGUUUUUUCCAGAUGAACUCCAAAGUGUCAUAAGUUCCAAAAGUGGCAAGAAAUCUUUAAAUGUUUCGAAAUAUAGGAAAGGCUCGAGGUUUGGUACAGAUAUUGAUAAACUAAUUAAGAAUGCAGAGCAGAGACAAAAGGAGAUAAUGGAAAGGUUGAACGAAGUUGCCGCAAAUAACAAUGAUGAUGAUGUAGAAGAAGAUAAUCAAGAUGAGGAAGAUAACAUGGACGAUGAAUUCGAUGACGAUGAUGAUGAUGAUUACAAUGCGGAAAAAUAUUUUGAUGAUGGUGACGACUUUGAUGAAGGCGACGUGGAUGGCGAUGACGAGGCAGCAUUUUAG